Messenger RNA from Antrostomus carolinensis (chuck-will's-widow), 1011 nucleotides. It is a transcript of the gene CALHM1, whose product is annotated as calcium homeostasis modulator 1. Gene Ontology annotation, cellular component: plasma membrane. NCBI's taxonomy places the organism in Eukaryota, Metazoa, Chordata, Aves, Caprimulgiformes, Caprimulgidae. The record is from RefSeq and is a predicted model, not a curated record. Gene Ontology annotation, molecular function: monoatomic cation channel activity.
AUGGACAAGUUUCGGAUGAUCUUCCAGUUCCUCCAGUCCAACCAGGAGUCCUUCAUGAACGGCAUAUGCGGGAUCAUGGCCCUUGCCAGCGCCCAGAUGUACUCAGCUUUUGAUUUCAACUGCCCAUGCCUGCCACGCUACAACCUGGUCUAUGGGCUGGGCAUCCUCCUGGUGCCCCCUUUCAUCUUGUUUCUGCUGGGCUUCGUGCUGAACAACAACAUCUCCAUGCUGGCAGAGGAGUGGAGGCGACCCCGGGGCCAGCGAGGGAAGGACCCGGCCGUCCUGCGCUACAUGUUCUGCUCCAUGGCACAGCGGGCCAUGAUCGCCCCGGCAGUCUGGGUCUCAGUGACGCUGCUGGACGGCAAGUGCAUCACCUGUGCCUUCUGCACCUCUGUGCCCGUGGAGACCCUGGGCAACGCCAGCCACCCCAGCCUCUCCCAAGGGGAGAUGAAGAGGGUCCUCGCCCGCAUCCCCUGCAAGGAGAUCUAUGAUGGACAGGAGCUCAUCGCCAAUGAAGUGGCCAUCAGGUACCUGCGCUGCAUCUCACAGGCUCUGGGAUGGUGCUUUGUGCUGCUGAUGACCAUGCUGGCUUUCUUGGUCAGAUCCCUCCGGCCCUGCUUCACCCAAGCUGCCUUCCUGAAGAGCAGGUACUGGUCCCACUACAUUGACAUCGAGCGCAAGCUGUUUGAUGAGACAUGUGCAGACCAUGCCAGGAGCUUUGCCAAGGUCUGCAUCCAGCAGUUCUUCGAGGGCAUGAGCACAGACCUGGCAGCCGCUCGCACUCCCAGGAAAGCCCCUGCAGAUGCAGGAGAAGCCACCGAGAAGCUCUUGGGCAUCACUGACCAGAGCACCAUGAACACGGCCCUGAAGAGCUGGCACAGAUGCAAGCCCCCGCUGCACCUCCACCCACCCACUCUCCCCAGUGGCAACGGCUGGGCAGGGGAAGGGCAGCCCCCUACACACUCCUCCACACCCCGAAGGGAGACGGCUGCCUACUACAGCCGGGUGUGA